AUCAAUGGUGAGAUUUGGUUUCAAAAGGGUUGGAAAACUUUUACUCAAAAUUACUCUCUUCAACAUGGUUGUUUGGUAGUCUUUAAAUAUAAAAAAGGAAGUUCAGAGUUAGAUGUAAUCAUACUUGGCCUGCAUGCAGUAGAAAUUGACUAUGAUGACAAUCUUGAUGAUAGCGAUGAUGAAUCAGUUGAGAUUUUGAAUGAAUGGCUUAAUAGGAAGAAGCUUAGACAGAAGUCACCAUUAAUUUCUCUUAGACCACAUAAAAAAGUGAGAGGUGAGAUUGAGAAAAAUAGUCAAAGAAGUACAUCAUUGAAUAGGCCAAAGGAAUCUAGAGCUCGGGAAGUUGCUGAAGAAUUUAUCUCAACCAAUCCCUUUUUCACAAUUUUGAUCAAGCCUGCUAAUCUGGCAGCAAAUCGGCUGAGUGUACCGAUUUUAAAAGGGGUUAUUGAGAACAGGAAGACGAAUGUGAUGCUGCAGAUUGGUGAAAGAUCAUGGCAUCUGAAAUUGCUUCCUUGUUACAAUGGUAAAAAGGACCGUCGCCUUUCGGCUGGUUGGUCCUUGUUUGCAAGGGAAAGUGGACUGAAACCAGGAGAUGUAUGCAUCUUUGAACUGAUAAACAAGGAAGAUUUAGUUUUUAAAGUUCAUGUUUUUUAAAAGGAUUGUUAGUGUAUCAGUAUCUGUGUGAAGAUGUUAUUUUGAGUGAAGAGAAGUAACCUUCAGCUUUUGUUGAAGAUGUUAUCUGUGUGAGGGUACCGGAUUUCAACGGGGUUAUUGAGAACAAGAACAAGAAUGUGAAGCUGCAGGUUGGUGAAAGAUCAUGGAAUCUGAAAUUGCUUCGUUCUUACAAUGAUAAAACUAAUGUCGCUUUUUGGCUGGUUGGUCCACGUUUGUAAGGAAAAGUGGACUGAAAGUAGGAGAUGUUUGUGUGUUUGAACCGAUAAACAAGGAAGAUUUAGUUUUUAAAGUUCAUAUUUUCUGAACAGAAGGUUAAUAUAAUAUAUCUGUUGAAGUUGUUGUU
This is a messenger RNA of Vicia villosa (hairy vetch), 1018 nucleotides long. RefSeq names its product B3 domain-containing transcription factor VRN1-like. Lineage: Eukaryota; Viridiplantae; Streptophyta; Magnoliopsida; Fabales; Fabaceae. The record is from RefSeq and is a predicted model, not a curated record. The annotation marks the transcript as partial. Gene Ontology annotation, molecular function: DNA binding. The transcript has 3 exons.